Molecule: messenger RNA, 1632 nt
Organism: Zasmidium cellare ATCC 36951
Lineage: Eukaryota; Fungi; Ascomycota; Dothideomycetes; Mycosphaerellales; Mycosphaerellaceae
Product: GMC oxidoreductase
Exons: 9
Coding region: 1-1632 (543 amino acids)
Molecular function (GO): flavin adenine dinucleotide binding; oxidoreductase activity, acting on CH-OH group of donors
Source: RefSeq, a predicted model, not a curated record
AUGACGAUCUCGACUUACGACUUCAUUGUUGUCGGCGCCGGUCCGUCUGGAGCAAGCUUAGCACACAAGCUCUCAUGUGCUCCAGGCGAGCCAUCUGUUCUCCUUCUCGAGGCUGGUGAAGCCAACGAAGAGCCCAACCUCCGUAUCGCUGGCGAAAGAAACACUUUCUGGGCCAGUGGUGGCUCCAAGCUUGAUCGAGGGUAUGUCACUGCACCACAGGCAGCGCUGAACAAUCGUGAGCUAGCAUAUCACCGUGGCACUGGUCUUGGAGGCUCAUCUGCUACCAACAUUGGGGUCUGGGAUUAUGGCUGUAAGCCAGAUAUGGAUGAGUGGGCAAAGCAGGUUGGCGACGACUGGUGGAAGUGGAGCAAUGUUCAAGCUCGUUUCGCUCAGAUUGAAAAUCUUCAUGACCUCACUCCAGAAGCCUAUAGACAGUACGUUCAGCCGAACCCAGCUGUUCGUGGUAAAUCCGGACCAGUCGAUGUCACAUAUCCAGCUAUCUGGGACCCAUGCCUUCCAUCCGUUUUCGAGGCGAUCAAAGAGCACAAAAUACCACUCAACACAGACAUCAGCUCAGAGAAGGGCAUCGGCAUGGGAGUGGCUCCAGCCACAGUACUUGGGACCUCGCGAGUGACAUCGUCCUCGGCCUACUUGAAAGCCCCUAAGAAGAACCUCCAUGUCGCUACCGGAUCCAAGGUCCAUCGGGUCCUCUUCGAAGGCAGACGGGCGAGAGGGAUUCAACUUAUUGGUGGCGAAAAAAGGUAUGCUUCUCGUGAGGUCAUUUUGUCUACUGGAGCCAUCGAUACGCCCAAGCUGCUCAUGCUCUCCGGAGUUGGAGACGCAGGUGCUCUGAAGAAGCUCGGUAUCCCGACGGUUCUUGACCAGCCACAUAUUGGUCGAGAUCUGAAGGAUCAUCCGAUGGUCAGGCUGGGAGCGACAGUCGCUGAAGAUGGCCUUCCAGCGACACCACUUGCGCCUGGGCCUGAGGACAUGGCGGCUGCAGCUCAGGGGUACUUGAGGAUGGACUCAUCGAGACUGUCCACGCUCAGUGGGUUAGACUUGGACGUUCAACAGUAUCUGAUGAACUCACUACUCCCCACGCAUGAGCUAUUGCUGCGUGUGAUGCCAAGUCCAAUCGAGCCAGGUCGUCUCCUGUGGAUUGCCGUGCUGGUCCUGAUGAACACUCAAUCUCAGGGUACGGUCACGCUCCGAAGCAGAGAUCCGCUGGACUCGCCUGUCAUUGACCUGAACCUUCUGUCUCACCCCUAUGACAUGGAGUUGGCAAGAGAAGCUAUAAAGUGUACCAUUCCUAUCAUUCGGGAGAGCGCUUUCAUUCCCACCGAAGGUCUGCCUGUUGGGCCAAAGACUUUCGACGAAGAGGCCAUCACGCAAUAUGUUCGCACAACGGCUACGCACCUGUGGCAUGCAUGUGGGUCGGUGAAAAUGGGCAAGCCUGGACGCAAGGAUACUUGCGUGACUCCUGACUUCAAGGUUCAAGGGCUGCAAGGCAUCCGGGUAGCAGACCUCAGUGUCACCCCUGUGAUUCCCAGCCACCACACUCAGUCCACUGCAUACUUGAUAGGAGAACGAGCUGCCGAGUUGAUCAUCGCGGAGCACGGCUUUGGUGUGUAA